This is a messenger RNA of Sphaeramia orbicularis (orbiculate cardinalfish), 7281 nucleotides long. RefSeq names its product integrator complex subunit 1 (gene ints1). Gene Ontology annotation, biological process: U2 snRNA 3'-end processing. The record is from RefSeq and is a predicted model, not a curated record. Gene Ontology annotation, cellular component: integrator complex. Lineage: Eukaryota; Metazoa; Chordata; Actinopteri; Kurtiformes; Apogonidae.
AUGAAUCGUCCAAAGCCUACAACUCUCAGACGCCCUAGUGCAGCAAAACCCUCAGGUCAUCCUCCACCAGGGGACUUCAUAGCUCUGGGGUCAAAGAGUCAAGGUGGAGAACCCAAGGCCCCGGCUGUCCUCCUGAAGCCAGCAUCCACAGGUUUACCCCCAGACCGUAAGAGAGAGGCUGCCUCAUCUCUGCCCUCCUCAUCAGGUCUAUCCAGCCUUGCCAAGAGGCCAAAACUCUCCACUACCCCCCCAGUCAGUGCCCUGGGACGACUCGCUGAUGUUGCAGCUGUUGACAAGAGGGCGAUAUCACCCUCAAUAAAGGAGCCAUCAGUGGUUCCUAUCGAAGUGUCUCCUGCUUUGCUGUUGGAUGAGAUUGAGGCAGCAGAGUCAGAAGGAAAUGAUGACCGCAUUGAGGGACUGCUGUGUGGAGCAGUGAAACAACUCAAGAUGAACAGAGCCAAGCCAGACAUCACUCUGUAUCUCAGCCUCAUGUUUCUCGCCAAAAUUAAACCCAAUGUUUUUGCUACAGAAGGAAUUAUAGAGGCCUUGUGCAGCCUCCUGCGUCGAGAUGCUUCUAUCAACUUCAAAGCAAAGGGAAACAGCCUUGUUUCUGUUCUUGCUUGCAAUCUGCUUAUGGCAGCCUAUGAGGAGGAUGAAAACUGGCCUGAAAUCUUUGUCAAAGUGUACAUUGAAGACUCUUUGGGGGAAAGAAUCUGGGUGGAUAGUUCUCACUGUAAGAAUUUUGUUGACAACAUACAAACUGCUUUUGGCACCAAAAUGCCUCCAAAGAGUAUGCUGCUGCAGGCAGACACUGGCCGCACCGGUGGAGAUCUCAGUGCAGGAAGCAGUCCUCAUCCUUCAACCCCAGAUGAGGAUGACAGCCAGACUGAAUUACUGAUAGCAGAAGAGAAACUCAGCCCAGAGGAUGAAGGGCAGGUGAUGCCAAGGUAUGACGAACUGGCAGAGAGCGUGGAAGAUUAUGUGCUCGAUGUCCUCAGAGAUCAGUUGAACCGAAGGCAGCCAAUGGACAAUGUCUCCCGCAACCUGCUACGUUUACUCACCGCCACAUGUGGCUACAAAGAAGCCCGGCUCAUGGCUGUGCAGAGGCUGGAGAUGUGGCUCCAGAACCCAAAGCUGACUCGACCUGCUCAGGACCUUCUCAUGUCUUUGUGUAUGAACUGCAACACACACGGAGCAGAUGACAUGGAGGUGAUCUCCAACCUGAUCAAGAUCCGACUCAAACCCAAAGUUCUCCUAAACCACUACAUGCUCUGCGUCAGGGAGCUUCUAAACGCACACAGAGACAACCUUGGCACAAUGGUGAAACUGGUGAUCUUCAAUGAACUGUCCAAUGCCAGGAAUCCAAACAACAUGCAAGUCCUCCACACGGUGCUGCAGCACAGCCCAGAACAGGCUCCGAAGUUCUUGGCGAUGGUGUUCCAGGAUCUGCUCACCAAUAAGGAUGAUUACCUCCGUGCUUCCCGAGCGUUGCUGAGAGAAAUCAUCAAACAGACCAAGCACGAGAUUAACUUCCAGUCCUUCUGCUUUGGUUUAAUGCAGGAGCGGAAGGAGGCCAGUUACAUUGACAUGGAAUUCAAAGAGCGUUUUGUCAUCCAGGUGACAGAUUUGCUGACCGUCUCCAUGAUGCUGGGAAUUACCGCUCAGGUCAAAGAAGCUGGAAUUGCAUGGGACAAAGGAGAGAAAAAGAAUCUGGAGGUCCUGAGGUCUUUUCAGAAUCAAAUAGCUGCCAUCCAGAGAGAUGCAGUAUGGUGGCUUCACACUGUGGUUCCAACCAUCAGCAAAGUUGGCUCAAAAGACUACGUUCACUGCCUUCACAAAGUUCUUUUCACUGAGCAGCCGGAGACGUAUUACAAGUGGGACAACUGGCCUCCAGAGAGUGACAGAAAUUUCUUCCUUCGUCUUUGCUCUGAGGUUCCUCUGCUGGAGGACACACUGAUGCGCAUUCUAGUGAUCGGCUUGUCACGAGAUUUACCUCUGGGCCCGGCCGAUGCCAUGGAGCUGGCAGAUCACCUGGUGAAGAGGGCUGCCGGAGUUCAGUCUGACGAUCUCGAGGUCCUGAAAGUAGAGAGGAUCCAACUCAUUGAUGCCGUGUUGAAUCUGUGUACAUACCAUCACCCGGAGAACAUUCAGCUGCCUGCGGGGUACCAACCACCAAAUUUGGCAAUAUCCACACUGUAUUGGAAGGCAUGGCUUCUCUUACUUGUGGUGGCUGCUUUCAAUCCACAAAAAAUAGGGCUGGCUGCCUGGGAUGGCUAUCCUACACUCAAAAUGCUCAUGGAGAUGGUUAUGACAAAUAACUAUACGUACCCACCUUGUACUAUUGCGGAUGAGGACACAAAGAAUGAGAUGAUCAACAGAGAGCUGCAGAUUUCCCAAAGGGAGAAGCAGGAGAUCCUGGCCUUUGAGAGUCAUUUGGCUGCUGCGUCCACUAAACAGACCAUCACAGAGAGUAACAGCUUGCUGUUGUCUCAGUUAACCAGUCUGGACCCACAGGGUCCUCCUCGUCGACCUCCACCUCAGGUUCAGGAGCAGGUAAAAAGCCUGAACCAGUCUCUGCGUCUUGGCCAUCUCCUGUGCCGUAGCCGCAACCCAGACUUCCUCCUCAACAUCAUCCAAAGACAGGCCUCCUCUCAAUCCAUGCCGUGGUUGGCUGAUUUGGUUCAGUCCAGUGAAGGGUCCUUAGAUGUUCUUCCAGUGCAGUGUCUGUGUGAAUUCCUUCUGCAUGACGCUGCAGAUGACAGCCUGACGGUAGACGACGAUGAUGAGGGAGAGAGCAAAGAGCAGAAGGCCAAGAAGAGACAAAGACAACAAAAGCAAAGGCAGCUGCUCGGACGGCUCCAGGAUCUCUUGUUAGGCCCCAAAGCUGAUGAACAGACGACGUGUGAAGUGCUGGAUUACUUCCUGCGCCGUCUCAGCUCUUCUCAAGUAGCAUCCAGAGUCCUUGCUAUGAAGGGUUUGUCAUUAGUACUGAGUGAAGGAGGAUUAAAGGAUGGAGAAGAGCGGGACCAGCCCAUGGAAGAGGACUCAACUGAUGCAGAGCUCUUGCCGGGGUAUCAGUGGCUUCUCCAAGACCUUCCUAAACUCCCGUUGUUCGAUAGUGUCAGGGGCAUGACUUCCACCGCUCUGCAGCAGGCCAUUCACAUGGAAACGGAUCCACAGACGAUCAGUGCUUAUCUCAUCUACCUAUCCCAGCAUGCACCAGUGGAGGAACAAGCUUCACAUAACGAUCUGGCUCUGGACGUCGCACGGCUUAUUGUUGAGCGUUCCACCAUCAUGAACAACCUGUUCUCCAAACACUCCUGCAGACCCGAGUCCGACGCUGUGCUCUGUGCUUUCCUCACCAUUUUCUCCGCUUACAUCAGGAGGAUGAGGAAGACGAAGGAGGGAGAGGAUCUAUACAGCUGGUCUGAAUCUCAGGACCAGGUUUUUCUGCGUUGGACCACAGGAGAGACUGCUACGAUGCACAUCCUUGUAGUCCAUGCCAUGGUUAUCCUUCUGACUCUGGGGCCACCCAAAGGAGAGAGUGACUUCUACAACCUUCUGGACAUUUGGUUUCCAGACAAAAAGCCUCUACCCACUGCUUUUCUGGUCGACACCUCAGAGGAGGCACUUCUGCUCCCUGAUUGGUUAAAACUGAGAAUGAUCCGAUCAGAAGUCUCAAGACUGGUUGACGCAGCUUUGCAGGACCUGGAGCCUCAGCAGCUGCUACUGUUUGUUCAGUCCUUCGGUAUUCCUGUGUCCAGUAUGAGUAAACUGUUGCAGUAUCUGGAUCAAGCUGUUUCACAUGACCCACAGACGCUAGAACAAAACAUCAUGGACAAACACUACAUGGCCCACCUGGUAGAGGUGCAGCAUGAGCGAGGGGCCACUGGGGGGCACACUUUCCAUGCAUUACUGAGCUCCUCUCUUCCUCCACGCAGAGACUCUGCUGAAGCAAGUAAGGCCAAAGUUACAGUGGAAACACCCCACAGCUCGGUGAAGAUGAGAGCCGCCAAUCAGCUCGCUGUUGGGCCUGAGGAUGAUCUAACUGGCAUGUUGCUUCAGAUCUUCCCCUUAAAAGUCGACCCUCGCUGGCCUGGUCCUCCUCCCAGCCAACUCUCUCUGGCCUUGCAGCAGUCUCUGGCUAAAGAACUGAUGAGGGCGAAGAAGGGCCACAUCCAACAGGGUGGUUUGGCAUUCUGCCUCCUACAGGCCAUCGCAGCCCUGCUCACCUCUGCCCACGCAGGACCCAUCGUCAUGUCGAUGCACCGUAACCACGCUCUCUCCUGUCCUCUCAUGCGACAACUUUACCUCUACCAGCGUCUCGUGUCCCAGGACAUUGCUUUCUCCUCGCUGUUCCUCAAAGUCAUUGUUGAGAUGUUGAUCUGGUUAGAUAAUCCAACUGUGGAACCAGGACCGCUGAAGACCCUGCUCAAAUCCUUCGCUGGUCAGAACUCGCACAAACACAGGCACAGUGAUGUACGUACAGGUUUCCUCCACCUUGCCGAGGCUUUGGCGUAUCGUAGAGACACUGAAGUGCCCGUCAGAGCUGUCAUAGCGAUGCUGAAAGCUGGAGAGAGAUGUAAUGCAGAAGCUGAGCUCAUUGGCAAAGUGUUACAAGGGCUGAUAGAGGUGAGGUCACCGUAUCUGGAGGAGCUACUAUCUCUGCUGAUGUCCGUCAGUACACAGAAUGGGACAGCCGGCCCUGUUGCCAUGGUGAUCUCCCUGUUGCUUCAAGAAAGUGAGGAGCGAGCCGUGAAAAAGGAAGCAGACUCAAACAAUAGCUGUGAGGUGACAAAGUCUGGACUGAGCUCCGGGCUGCUCGUGGACUGGCUGGAGCAUCUCGACCCUGAAGUCACAUCAGUGUGUCCAGACCUUCAACAGAAACUGCUGUUUUCCCUCAACAAGGCUCGAGGUACCCCUGCCUACAGACCCUAUCUGUUAGCUUUGCUUACCCAUCAGUCAAACUGGUCCACCCUCCUGCAGUGCAUCAGCGCUCUCCUCGGCAAGCAAAGAGACCACAAACUGGACCCAUCAUCGGCUCUGGAUUUUCUCUGGGCUUGCAGCCACAUCCCACGUAUCUGGCAAGGGCGAGACCAGAAGAUCCCUCAAAAGAAAACAGAGAAGUUUGUGCUGAGACUUACUUCUGAGGAGCUCAUCAGCCUGGUGGACCUGAUCUUGUCAGAGUCAGAACUCAAUAGUCGCGACUCGGCCCAUGAAGACAAAAGCGCUGUGGACCAGGCCUCUUGUUCACUUAUCCAGUCGAGGCUGCCGCUGCUGCAUUCGUACUGCAAUGGAGCUCUGGAAAACAUUAAGAAGGUCUCAGAGUACCUCAUCAGCUGCACGAAGAAAUGGGAUGACAGUGCAAUGAGUAAGCGAUGCCAGAACCUGCUGCUGCAGAUCUAUCUGCACUUCCCCGAGGUCAUCCAACACGUCACACUCCCCGAAGGCACCUUCAGCAGCGGGGGGGCCGCAGAUGGCAGCAGCUGCAAACUUGACGUCUUGGUGCAUCGUCUGGUCACGCUUCUGGCCGAUAUUGGAGACUCAAAGUCUGCGGAGAGUCGAGUGUCCGAUGCCAACCUCGCCUGCAGGAAGCUGGCGGUGUCACACCCCGUCCUGUUGCUCAGGCACUUGCCGAUGAUCGCGGGUCUGCUCCACGGCCGCAUUCACCUAAACAUCCAGGAGUUUAGGCAGCAGAACCACAUGACGUUCUUCAGCAACGUGCUCGCCAUCCUGGAGCUGCUGCAGCCACUUGUUUUCCACAGUGACCACCAGAGGGCACUUCAAGACUGCCUUCUGUCUUUUAUGAAGGUCCUUCAGAACUUUCAGAGGACUCGCUCUCCGUUGGUGUUCAUCAACAAAUUCCUGCAGUUCACACAGAAAUACAUUACCCACGAUGCAGCUGCAGCCAUCCCUUAUCUACAGAAGCACUCUGACAUCUUGCAAGGCCUGUGUGCAGAAAAUCCAGACCUGGUGCAGCUCAAAUCUCUUUUGGCCGGACUCACUUUGCCAGUGAAGAGCUCAUCUGCUGAAGUCCCAACAGAAGAGAGGGAUGACGACUUAGCCACCGGUUCCUUGCCCUUAGUCAACAUAUCCGCCUCGGUUUCACUUAGUGCAGCCGACAUGACAAUGUACCUGAAAAAGAUGUCGCGAGGAGAAGCAGUGGAGGAUGUGUUAGAGGUGUUGACAGAAGUGGAUGAGAAGUCGAGGAGAAGCCCAGAGAUCAUCCAGUACUUCAUUAACGAUCUGCAGAGACUCAUGGCUUCCUCGGAGGAGCUGUGUCGUAACAUGGCCUUCAGUUUGGCCCUGCGCUGCAUCCAGAACAACCCCUGCCUGGCAACAGACUUCUUGCCGACUUUCAUGUACUGCAUGGGCAGCGGUAACUUCGACGUGGUGCAAACCGCUCUCAGAAACCUUCCAGAAUACGUGCUCCUCUGUCAAGAACACGCAGACAUCCUCCUCCACAAGGCGUUUUUAGUGGGAAUCUACGGACAAAUCGACACCAGUUCCAUGAUCUCGGAGUCGAUGAAGGUCCUUCACAUGGAAGCAACAACAUAACAACAAAGCACACAACUCCACGCCUGAUUUAAAAAACAAAAAACACACACAAAAAACAACUGUGUCAUCCACUUCCUCCGUUCUAAAGCUACGUUAUUUUUUCAUCGCCUUUCCGAGUUCAAACAUUGCUCUAAUUUUAUCGCGACAGAUUAACAAACUCGGCGGCUCUUCAGUGUUACAGAUUAAAGGCUCCUCCGGUCCUCAAGUAAUAACUUCUGGAUAAUUUAGUGACUUCAAAGAAUAUAUUGAAUAUCCUUCUUAGUAAAUUGAAAAAUUUAAUUAAAACUGUAAAAUUAGCCCCAUUGUAAUACGCUUACAAUUAGCGCAUUUAUUAUUUCUUAAGGAAUGAAAAUUAUUUUAAACUAGUAAUGUAAUAAUGCAGUCAUUUACAGUGAUAAUAAGCUGUUUAUUAUAAUUUAAUGUGCAACAAUAGCAGUCAACAAUGAAAGGUCCUGUGAUUAAUUAAAAUUAUGACAACGCAUUUGAUAAAUUAAACAUUGAAUGGGAGGUUUUUUGACUUCUGCAGUCACUAAAUUACCAGUAUAAUCCUUUUAAAUGGACCACAGUUUUUUAUUUACAGUUUAACUAAUAUGGUUACAACAGAAAAUCAUUAAAACCAAAAGCAAAUAUUAAUAAAUAUGCUGAAUUAUAAUGCGAGUUGUAACUGUAACCUGAAUAAGCCACGUGGAUGUCAAAAGAAAUAAAAACAACUUUUGGAAAAUG